AUGGACGAAGGGAGCCCGGAGAUCGUGCCUGCAAACUCCCCGGCUUCGGACCUGGACCAGGAGCCUGAAACUUCACAGAGCGGGGAUGGCGACGGCGACGGCCCUCCCGAGCCUCUCAGCGACAAGCUGCCGGUCCCGCCCGGCGAGCUCGGCCUGUACCGCGCGGCCGUCGCGCUGCGCGCCCUCCUCCUCGCCGGCUUCUUCCGGUACCGCGUCACCCACCCGGUGCGCGACGCGCCCUGGCUGUGGCUGACCGCGCUCGCCUGCGAGCUCUGGCUCGCCCUCGCGUGGCUGCUCGCCCAGCUCGCCAAGCUCUCCCCGACCAACCGCGCCGCGCACCCCGGCAGGCUCGCGUCGCGGCACGGCGAGGAGUCGCUGGCGGGCGUGGACGUGCUCGUGACGGCGGCGGGCGCGGCGGCGGGGGCGGAGCCGCCGCUGGCGACGGCGAACGCGGUGCUGUCGGCGCUCGCGGCGGACUACCCCGCGGGGAGGCUGGCGUGCUACGUCUCCGACGACGGCGCCGACAUGCUGGUGUUCGAGGCGCUGUUCGAGGCCGCCGCGUUCGCGCGGCGGUGGGUGCCCUUCUGCCGGCGGCACGGCGUGGAGCCGAGGGCGCCCGAGCUCUACUUCGCGCGCGGCGUGGACUACCUCAGGGACCGCGCCGCCCCGUCCUUCGUCAAGGAACGCCGCGCCAUGAAGAGGGACUACGAGGAGUUCAAGGUGAGGAUCAACUACCUCGCGGCGAAGGCGCGGAAGGUGCCGGAGGACGGGUGGGUCAUGUCGGACGGCACGCCGUGGCCGGGGAACAACCCCCGAGACCAUCCUGCCAUGAUACAGGUUCUUCUGGGGCACCCCGGCGACCAGGACGCCGAGGGGAACGAGCUGCCCCGGCUGUUCUACGUGUCGCGGGAGAAGAAGCCAGGGUUCCAGCAUCACAGGAAAGCCGGCGCCCUGAACGCCCUGCUCCGGGUGUCUGCCCUGCUGACGAACGGCGCCUACGUGCUCAACCUCGACUACGACCACUGCGUCACCAACAGCGGCGCCCUCAGGGAGGCGAUGUGCUUCCUCAUGGACCCUGUGGCUGGGAACCGGACGUGCUUCGUUCAGUUCCCGCUGCGGAUCGGCGGCGAUGACGACGGCGGCGGCGGCGAUGAGCUAGCGAGCUGGGACUCUGUCUUCUUCGACAUCGACAUGAAGUGCCUGGACGGCAUCCAGGGCCCGGUGUACGUCGGCUCCGGCUGCUUCUUCAACCGGAAGGCGUUGUACGGCUUCGACCCUGCGCUGGCUGAGGACGACGACGCGCACGGGAGCUGGUGCUGCUUCGGGAACGGGAAGGGGCGCGCGUUGAGGAGGACCAUGUCCGCGGUCCCCUUGCUGGACUCGGAGGACUCCGACGAGCAGACCGGAGCGGACAGCGCAAGGGCAAGGCGGAGGCUGCGCUCCUACCACGCCGCGCUGGAGCGGCACUUCGGCCAUUCGCCGGCGUUCAUCGCGUCCGCGUUCGCGGGCCAAGGGCGCGGCGGCGGCGGCGGCCAGUCGGACUCCACGGUCGUGGCUGCUUCUUCUCUCCUCAGGGAGGCCAUCCACGUCGUCAGCUGCGCGUACGAGGAGCGGACGAGGUGGGGCAAAGACGUCGGCUGGGUGUACGGCGGCGGCGUGGCCACGGGGUUCAGGAUGCACGCGCGCGGGUGGGCGUCGGCGUACUGCGCGCCGGCGCGGGCCGCGUUCCGGACCUUCGCGUGCCCGAGCCCCUCGGACGUCCUCGCGGGCGCGUCGAGGCGGGCGGUGGCGGCCAUGGGCGUCCUGCUGAGCCGGCACUGCCCCAUCUGGGCCGGCGCCGGCGGGCGCAUGCGGCUCCUGCAGCGCCUGGGCUACGUGACCCGCGUCGCUUACCCGCUGGCCUCCCUCCCGCUCACCGCCUACUGCGCGCUCCCGGCGGCCUGCCUCCUCACCGGCAGGUCCAUCUUCCCCGACGACGUGAGCUACUACGACGCGGUCCUGCUCAUCCUGCUCCUGUCCUCGGUGGCGGCCACGGCCGCGCUGGAGGUCCGGUGGAGCCGCGUGGCGCCGCGCGCGUGGUGGCGGGACCAGAAGCUCUGGGCGGUCGCCGGCACGUCGGCGUGCCUCGCCGCCGUGUUCCAGGGCGUCCUGCGCGCGUGCGCCGGGGUCGACGUCGGCUUCUCCGCGUCCGCGGAGACGGCGACCCGCUCGGCCUCGGACGACGAGGAACGGAGGCCCCUACGGUGGUCGAACCUGCUGGUCCCGCCCGCGAGCCUGCUGCUGGGCAACCUCGCCGGCGUGGUGGUGGCGGUGUCGUACGGGGUGGACCACGGGUACCGGUCGUGGGGCCCGGUGCUCGGGAAGCUGGCGCUCGCCGGGUGGGUGGUGGCGCACCUGCAGGGGUUCCUCAGGGGCCUCCUGGCGCGGCGGGACCGGGCGCCCACCAUCGCCGUGCUCUGGUCGGUGCUCUUCGUGUCCGUGCUCUCGCUGCUCUGGGUCAACGUCGACUCCUACUCGGCGCCGCCCGCGCGGUCCGCGUCGCAGCAGCCGGUCUUGUGACAAAAUUGACGAGGAGAUUCCGGGCCGGGGCCGUGCCGUUCGGAUGCGGAGCCUCUCGUUUGUGCCAUCCGAUGAAAACGUGGCACUCAUCCAGGCGGGGCUGCAGGGCGCUGCGUUUGCAGCCGGCCUCCACCAAAUUUUUUUCCGGUCUCGGUCGGCUUCUUUCCGUUUCGUUCGCGUUCUUCACCACCAGCAGCAGAACAGCAGCACGAGCCCAAAAAGGAGUCCGGGUCACCAGUCCAAGACGCCAAUGGUCCAAGCACGCUGCUGCUGCACGCCAACCCUUUUGCCCGAAACGGCUACGGCAGCAGGGCAUGGGCGGCUCCACGUACUCGGCAAGCCCUAUCACGAUUCGGGAAGCUUGAAAGUUGAAACAGAAGCCGCCGUGUCGACU
Messenger RNA from Panicum virgatum (switchgrass), 2953 nucleotides. Its product is annotated as putative cellulose synthase A catalytic subunit 11 [UDP-forming]. Lineage: Eukaryota; Viridiplantae; Streptophyta; Magnoliopsida; Poales; Poaceae. The transcript has 6 exons. The record is from RefSeq and is a predicted model, not a curated record. Gene Ontology annotation, molecular function: cellulose synthase (UDP-forming) activity. The coding region runs from base 1 to 2559 and encodes 852 amino acids. Gene Ontology annotation, cellular component: plasma membrane; trans-Golgi network. Gene Ontology annotation, biological process: cellulose biosynthetic process; plant-type primary cell wall biogenesis.